AUGGCUUCAGUGACUUCACUCGACAAGGACUUGCGCAAUAUGCGCCUGUCCCGCUAUACCCCGCAGGCAGCUGCGGAGGUGCGCGACUGGAUUGAGGAAAUGCUUCAUGAGAAACUGCCUUCGCAAGACUUGCUCGAAGGUCUCAAGAAUGGCAUUGCUCUCUGCAAACUGGUAAACCUCGCCGUGUCACCGGGCGUGAAGUAUAAGUCCUUGCCUGCGCCGUUUGUACAGAUGGAGAAUAUCUCGCAUUUCUUGCGCGCAUGCCAAAUGCCGCCGCUCAACCUCCCGCCGCACGACGUCUUCUUGACGGUUGAUCUCUACGAGGCGAAGGAUCCCGCGCAAGUUCUACAGUGUCUGGCAUCAUUCAGUCGCCGUGCCAAUGCCCUUGAGCCCAGCAAGUUUCCUCGUACGGUUGGCCCGCAGAGCAAGCGCAAUGUUAUCAGCCCCAACGCGACGGGAUCUUCCAGCGGGGGCUAUACUCCUCGCUCAGCCCGCUCCUCUAGCAAUGUAGGUGACACAAAACCAUCUUUUCCCGCUCGGACAGGCAGUCCGACAAAGCCUUCCGGGUCAUACAGUACUUGGGCCAAGAAAGGAGAUGAACAGGUAACUACUCCUGCCUGGAACAUCCACCAAUAUGGCUACAUGGGUGGAGCGAGUCAGGGCAACCAAGGAAUUGCGUUUGGUGCUCGCCGACAGAUCACGACACCUGGACCUGCUGUGCCAAGUCUUGCAGAGAAGGAAAAGCGCAAGCGUGAGGAGGAGGACAGAAUCCGUCAAGAGAAUGCAGAGAGGGAAGAGGCCGAACGUGCCCGCCGGCAACAGAUCGAAGAGGAAGAGGCUCAAGCCAAAGCUGAAGAGAAGCGCCGAUGGGAAGAAGAGACUGCCCGCGUAAGGGAGCAGGAGCGUAUCAAGAUGGAAGCGGAAAGAAAGCUUUGGGAUGAGCAAAAGCGUCAGUGGGAAGAGGAGGAGGCGCGCCACGCCGCGGAAGAGAAAGACGCCGAGAACCGCUUGGAGGAGGAGCGGCAACACAGACGCAGUCAGAACGACACUCGUCUCAACGGCCAGUUCUUGAGCCAAUACCAGGCUUCCCAGACUAGCAAUGCCUCCAGUGGAGUAAGAUCCGUCGAGGAGACACCGGAAAGUCGACGCAUCAAAGAGCUCGAGCGUGAGCUUCAGCAAGCAAAGGAACGGGAGCAUCAGUACCAGACCGAACGCCAGGAGCUUCAGUCUCCCAAACCCACCGACGAGGCCCGGUCUCGCAGCCGUCCACGUCCCGUGCCUCCUAAGCCAAGCUACAGUCUCUCUUCGCUUGAGCAAGAACGGCUACUACUCCGCGGUGAGUGGCAGAACAACCAGGAAAUGCCAGCCACCUCAGAGGAACCCGAAGCCGUCGAGGAACAAGCGCCGCCUCCAGCUCUUCGCCCUCUCCCAGAGCCCAAGCCAUCAUCCCUCUCUGCACAGCCAACACUCCCACCCAGAGAACUCCCUCAACCCCCUCGUCCUCUCCCGGACCCAGUCGCCUACAACGCCAACCGCAGCCGUCAAAGCCGCGUGGACAACUUCCUCUCCUCAAACCCAGCACCCGCCCCCGCAGCCCCAGCCGCCCACAGACCCCAAGACUACACGUCAACCGCCGAAGUCGACGAAGAGAACAGCCGACGCGUAGCCUCACAGCAGAAGACAAAGGCCGGCGGAUGGGCAUCGAAAUCUCUCCUCGAGCGUGAGAUGGAGCGCGAACGUGCCCGCCAGCAAGAAUGGGAAGAAAACCAGAAACAGACUGCCGCCGCUGCCGAGCGUGGUGUUAACGACCCCACUCAUGGCUCGGGGCCCGGUCAGUCGUGGGACGUUCAUCAGUAUGGUUACAUGGGUGGUGAUAACCAGAACCGUGGCGGUGUUGGGCUUGGUGUUGGUGGUGCUAGGCGUCAGAUUAUUGGGCCCCGGCCGCCUCCAUAA
Messenger RNA from Penicillium canescens, 1953 nucleotides. RefSeq names its product calponin homology domain protein. Bases 1 to 1953 code for a protein of 650 amino acids. The transcript has 2 exons. The record is from RefSeq and is a predicted model, not a curated record. Lineage: Eukaryota; Fungi; Ascomycota; Eurotiomycetes; Eurotiales; Aspergillaceae. Gene Ontology annotation, molecular function: protein binding.